AACUUCCGACGACGUAUCAUCCAUUUCUAUAGCUCUAUUCGAUUUUAAGCCCAAUAUAGUACGCGCUAAGGACUUCUGCUUCUACAGCUCCAAUUAAAUCUCCAGCUAUGUCGAAGACAGACGAACCAGCAAUCGGAAUUCCCGUUAAUACGGCAUAUCAGGCGCCUGUCCCGCCACCGCAGCCGCAGUACUUCGUUAACGAAAACGCUUACCAUGCCGCCGGCAUACCUUUGAGCGCCAUCGUCGGAGACCCAAAGGGAGUCCCGAUUCAGCAGACCAUAUACAGAGACACUCCGGCACCGUUCAAUUGCCUCCACUGUGGAAAUACAGGGCUGACUGUCGUCAAGUCAAAACCAAGUUUAGCAGCUUGUGUUGCAUGUAUGAUGCCAAUGAUGCUUGGAGUUUGCUUUCUCUGCCCUUCAAUGGAUUGUCUUUGGCAUAAAUACCAUUACUGUCCAACUUGCAACGAAAAAGUUGCUGAUUUUGAGAAAUCGGAUCCUUGUAUAGUUGUCGACCCUCCACAGUGGUCGCAAGAAAGUUUUGCCUUACCUGCAGUUUGAUUCUUUGUUUAUGCUCAUAUAUCCCUGUGUAUUUGAUUCUCCACACAUACAAAUAUUGUAAUAUUCUAAUAUCAAAGUUAUCUUUUCUGCUCAAGAAAACUGGAUGUACUACUUACUUCCUAACUGUUUUGAGUAUGCAAAACUUUAUAUCAUAUGGCUAUAUGUAGAACAUAUGUGAUAUGUUGUUGACAUAUCACACCACAAAUUCUGAUUAUCUCUCUUUUUUUUCCACAAACA
Molecule: messenger RNA, 797 nt
Organism: Cuscuta epithymum
Lineage: Eukaryota; Viridiplantae; Streptophyta; Magnoliopsida; Solanales; Convolvulaceae
Source: the annotation of a GenBank genome assembly